Messenger RNA from Gamsiella multidivaricata, 3915 nucleotides. RefSeq lists its product as uncharacterized. The transcript has 3 exons. Gene Ontology annotation, cellular component: histone methyltransferase complex. The coding region runs from base 90 to 3695 and encodes 1201 amino acids. Gene Ontology annotation, molecular function: histone H3K4 methyltransferase activity. NCBI's taxonomy places the organism in Eukaryota, Fungi, Mortierellomycota, Mortierellomycetes, Mortierellales, Mortierellaceae. Gene Ontology annotation, biological process: positive regulation of DNA-templated transcription. The record is from RefSeq and is a predicted model, not a curated record.
AGACUGCAAGGAACCAAGGUAGGCCAGUUGUGCAUAGUUACGAGGACAGAUCGCGGGAGACAGAAUUGCUCGAUCAAACAGACGUUACCAUGCAGACCCCAGGAAUGUACACCGCCGAAGGAAACAACGCGAACGGAUUCGCCAUUCCAAAGCGCUCUCGCCGCCUGUCGCAGGACUCCGCUUCACUGUCGACCCGCCAGACCGACUUGGGAAUGCAGUUGGACAGGGAUUUAAUCAUGGCGGAAGAGCAUUCGCGACAUGCAGACGGCGGAUCAGAUGCAGCUGUUGAUGAGAAGAGGCCAAGGGCACGGCGCUCAUCGAACGAGAGUCGAAAUGCAGAAUCCAGUGGUCCAAUGAAUCCUCCUUCUGCGACUCGGCACCAUCGAGGAUCCUCCAACAGCAAUGAAUGCAAGGAUGCAGCGGCUUCCGCACGGCACUAUGGCCCCUAUCGCUCCACUCUGGAUUUGGACAGGAGGACAAGUCAGAAGCCGCUUCCACCACGCCUUUCCGGACAUGGCAGAUCAUCAUCGAGCGACAUCCAUCCGACCCCACUCUUGCCCGUGUCCAAUAACACGAUCCCCUCUCCACUGGCAAGCCCCAUCACCGCAACUGCACACUCGUUAACAGCCCUCAGCAUCUCUCAGAACUCAGCCCACAAUACCUAUUCUGGCCGAAAUCUGUCAAGGAUUACAGUUCCACGAGAAAGAAAGACGCGGCCUUGUUCGAUUGCAUCCACGGACACCUUGCUGGCGCAGGAGCGCGCACGAAGCAGUCAAAGCGAGGACUGCCAUCAGAACCAACCAGGCAGGCUGUCAGACCCUGAAACUACAACGAGACAGGGGCAUGUAUCGACCAAGCACUCCUCGAAGGCAGAUUCGAGAAACGGUGCUGGAUCGUCAAGCACAGGAAACCCCAUAGACUUCAAAUUGCCGACACUGAAACCCGCUGCUCAACUUCGUGUCAACUUAUACAAUCUCGUCUCGACUGGUUAUCUUCCUGCAGAUACUCUGGCCGUCUUUCGUGAACAUAGCGCAAUUGUAACCGCCAAGGGAACGCUCAUCCCUCAGUUCAAGGAGCCGGAUGCGAUGACUCUCUAUCCAUGGCUGCAGGCCGAGUAUGAGACACCGAGUGCAUGGGCGACAGCGAUGGUAAAGGGUGGCAGGACAGGCAAAGUGGCAGUCAAUGGAUGGUCUGCUAUCAAGAUCCCGAUUCAACAUGUUCCGGAGCUUAACAAAAUGUUUGAGGGCCAGGGUUUGACAGAGGUCUCGCUGGACGUCCUGCGGAAGCGAUACUUGGCUGACAUGACAGAGGAGGACUCUGCACAUGCAGAGGGCGCCUCGGCAGUGUCAAGCACAACCAAAGACACCGCAGCAAUGGAUAGAAAGAAGCGAAAGCGGCACGUGGCGGCAACGACAGAGGCAGCAGGCUUGAGAAUCUCGACGGAGACCGGUACAGCUACACAGAAAGGCAGGGCAGGGACAACUCGGCCAAGAAAGAGAACCAUGUCGGAUCUUUCUGGGAUGGUCAGCUCUGAUUUGUUCAAGGAUAGUCAGCUGCAUUUGGAAGCAGCCGGGGCGCUCUUCGCCAUGCAGGAUCCCUUCUCAUCACCCGCGCUGGAUUCGUCCGGUCAUCACCAGAAGAACAGUCAGGGUGGACGACAAAAGUCGCUUUGGCGCAAGCAUGCUAUACUGCUGGAUAGCUUGGCAAGGCAUCGACAGGAAAAGGGAUUGUUGUGGUCACAUGCACCUCGUCCAUCGGCAUUGCAUAUGAUCAAGACGCUGUCUUCGGUACCAGCCAUUGUCCCUUUGGGUUUGACGUCCAGCAAUGAGCAUAAUGAAUUCUGCAGUCUGUGCAGUGCAUCAGGUAGUGUCAUCAACUCAAGCAGUGGACUAUCGACGCAAAUCACGGCCGACUACCGAUUGGGACCGGCCGCACAUGGAGAACUUCACGAGCGAGACACCCUGAGACGAUGCUCCGACUGUAAAAAGUGCUAUCACCUCGACUGUAUCGCCUCCAACAUUGCUACGGACGGGCAUCCAUCUUUACGGGCAGAGGAUCCAUGGCAAUGUCCGCGAUGCAUGACCUGCAGCUUUUGUCAAAACCCGAUACACGAGAGUCCCAGCUCAUCCACGGUCAAGGAAACAGCAUCGACACAAUCGAUAUCGACAGCUGAUUCAGGGGAUAUCCAAGUUUUGUCGUGCGAUGUGUGUCAUCAGUUCACCCACUUGCAGUGUCAGCUUGUACUAGAACCACCGUUGAAGGAUACUAUCCAAUCCAACUUCUACCGAAACAGGAUUGAGUGGGUCUGCCUGGCAUGUCGAGAAUGUGUAGAAUGUGGAUAUCGAGUACCAGCGGCGGCUAGUACCAAUGUGGCGGACGAGGACUCGAUGGCGGACUCGGAAGCCAAGGAAGCGAGCAUUGUCAACGGUCGGUGGUCAAAUGGAUCAAUACUGUGUCCCUCCUGUACAGUUCUGGCGGAAAAGGGCAAUAUCUGUCCUCUCUGCUGUCGUAUCUACCAGGAUGACGAUUACGAAACGCCAAUGAUUUUUUGUGACGGAUGUUCACUAUGGGUUCAUGUCGCCUGCGACAAGGGACUUCAGGACCGUGACUACGAGGAGCUGGGCGAGGACUCAAGGCAGUAUUUCUGUCCGUCCUGUAUACCCACACCCAUUCCCUCCCCAACACACUCGUCAUCGUCGUCAAUGUACUCUGUAGUCAACUCGGUUGAGCAGAGUCCUUGGCAGGAGCCUUACAGCCAUCAAUCUCAUCGUGGAGGUGGCACAAUCGACCAUAGCAGAGAUGCGUCUUCGGGUACAGAUGAAGACUGGCACCAUCGUGGAAGGAAGAAGAAAGACGAUAUUCUGGAUUUGAUCAAAGCAGCCAAGGAGAUUUCGGACUCGGAAUCGCAAGCCAACUCGCCCUACAAUUCCUACAGCCCAAUGUUUCCGUCAACACACUCAAGGACAAUGUCGGCUUCACUGGAAUCGGUCGCUGAGGUUGCUGCAGCAGAAGCUUUAUUGACAAUUUUCAGUGGUGCGAGCACGCCAGUCAGCUCGACGCCUUACACAUCCUACCCGCCAUCACCUUUCGAGCCAACUUUCAAUUCUUUCAAUGGAAUUUACGAUCGCCAGUAUUCUGCUAUCGGCAGCCCUCAGGAUCUCCCAAUGCUUAUGCGGUCCAUGGCUUUUACUCCGUCGUCAUCAGAUCAGGAAAUAUCGAAUUUAUUAGCACGGGAAUGUCAGGGGACGGCGAGCUGCCGAUGUCAACGGCAUAGGGACAUUAAGUAUGUGGAGGACUAUUUCAAUAGUCAACCACAUUCUCGCCCAACUGUUCCAUACAAUCAAAUCGGACAAGAACUCGAGGUGUCCGAGGCCAAGUUGAGCCAGCCAUUGCAGCAGGCCACAAUUGCCGACUUGGGUGAUAUCAUCAUGGAGGAGGCUGAGAGUCCAGGAGAGUCAUUACAGCAGGGUAUGGAUUCAGGCAUGAAUGAACGAAAGACACUGGCAGUAGCGAAUAUCGAUAAACAAGAGAACUCUGGUACAUCGACGGCAGGCACGCCGCUGUCACGGCGGGGACAUGCUUCGGCCAAGGAUUUGGAGACUGAGGAAGGCGUUCCACGGAGGUCUCGAGUAGAAAUCGAUACAGUGAUCAACUCCGCGGUGCAUGAAGGAAGUUCGCGAAAGGACAACUCAUAGUGCAUAAGCUAUAUACAAUUCUAGCCAGAUAGCAUUAUAAUAAGCGCUCAUACAAUCUCCUAGAGUGCUUUAUGGGCUACAUCAUCGAAGAAGUCCAAUCUUUGGGAGUCAAAAAGGAGUUUACUUCAUGAAUAUGGGUCUGGAACUGUGGAGACAAGAAGGCGCAUGAACGACAAUGAUCUCAUCGAUCCAGUUCAUCUAGAAGUUAGUAUGAAUAUUU